Paramacrobiotus metropolitanus is the source of this 1295-nucleotide messenger RNA. RefSeq lists its product as uncharacterized. The transcript has a single exon. The coding region runs from base 51 to 1037 and encodes 328 amino acids. Lineage: Eukaryota; Metazoa; Tardigrada; Eutardigrada; Parachela; Macrobiotidae. The record is from RefSeq and is a predicted model, not a curated record.
GAAGUACGGCAAUUACAAUGAAGCGAAGUACACAGUCCAUCCCAUAAAUAAUGACCACCUUGCAGCCCCUGCCGGCCAUCUCUGCCCAACGUCUCGAGCAGCUCCACAAAGAAUCCCUCGAGCGUCUGGAACGCCUGCACGCCGUGGUCAAAGCCUGGAAAUGCUCACACUGCAGUAUACCCUCCCCUCCCACCGCCACGCCUCCGCUGGACGGGGACCUUGCGGUGGUAGCGCGCGAACACAACCUCCCGAUUGCUAGUAUCCGGCCCAUCACAUACACCAAAGAAGACCACAGCCAAAUCAAUGAGGAACUACAGAUUUUUAUGAGCAAACUCCAUCUAAAAAGCCACGAUAAAUGGGAGAAAUCCUUGCUGUGGCAGCAGACGCAGGUGGCCGAAGAUCUGGUGGAACAGCGGGCCAAGGUCACCGGGCAGUUGAUGGAGAGGUUGCGCACCACGGAGGAGAUUGUCGGGCAGUGCGCCAAACAGCGUGUGGCACUGCGCAGUGCGCUACGGGAAGCGGAAAGCACCGCUGAGCAAUGCGACGCAGAAUUGGAUAACAUCGUGCAUCAGCAGAAUGACGUACUACACAAAUGUGACCUUUACAUCCACGACAUCGAUACGGAAAUCGAGCGGCUGAAAAGCUAUGCGAAGAACCAGUUCUUCGUCGAUCAGAAAAACUGUCAGAUGUUAUUGGAGCAUCAGCGAUUAAAUGAAGACAAUUUUGAGGAACUUUACGGGUUUGAGAAAGAGGAGAUUAUCAAGCAGAUGCGGAUAAUGAAAGCGGAUCUGGGAAGAAGGGACGCUAAAGAUAGGAGAAAGUUUGUUCGAAAAUUAAUCUGGCAGAUUCGGAAUUUGCGGUAUGAAUCGGUCAGUCGGGAAAAAGAGCUGAUGCAGUCCGAUAUGGAAAGGUUCGAAGGGAAAUUGGAGUUGCUGAAGAAUGAUGUGGCGUUUAUGCAGGAACGCUAUAUUAGCUUAACGAGCGUCGAUCCAGACGCUGCAGAAGCUGACGGAAACGACGUAGUUGCUAAGAACUGAGUUAAACAUAGAAAAUCGAUUUUUAUUUUUUUCUCGAUCGCCUGAUUUACUGUACUUGUCAUGACGUUUUUUUUAGUGGGCGUAAGAGUUUACCAUUUUACGGGUUGAAUUAAAAAUGGCGUCGGUGUUACGUUCGUGGUGGAAUUUGAUUUUUGCAAUUUUUCUUAUAACUCCGUAUUCGCUUUAUACGACGAUCCAGGUGACGUGGUGAUUUUAACCCAUGAGAAUUUUAGUGAGAAGGUGCUGGAUAGCAGCGAU